GGGCCCGGGCCGUGCGGGGGCUGCGGGGGCUGCGGUGUGCGGGCUGUGCGGGAGCAGCGGCUGUGCGCGGGUCGGCCCUCACCGCCUUCCCGUGGGACUAGGGGGAGCCCCCGGGCGCCGCCCGGCCAGGGGAAAUGUUCUUCAUAUGCUGAAUUCCAGCUUGGGUUGUCUCGUUGCUGCACCUUCAGAACUUCAUAAAAAAGCAGGAAGUCAAGAUGAAGAGCAGGGUGACACAAGUAAAUCAUGGUUCCAACCAUGAAAGGAAGGAAAACUACAGUUCCCGACAAGAAAGUUUGUCUCCAGAGGACAGCAGGGAUAUGGAGCAUGAUGGAUCUCCGUCUUCCAGAAAGAGAAGAUACUCUGAUGACAGCAGAUAUGAUCAGGAAUAUUCCAGAAGGGAAUACUAUGAUGACAGAACUUCAGAUGGAAGAAGAAUGGAAAGGGGGAGAGAUAGACACUAUGACAGAUGGGAGGAGAGAGAAUAUGAUCGGAGGAAGCAGAGAAGAUAUUCAUCACCUGAUCGGAGGAGUCCAGAGAGGUCGACAGUUCAGAGCUCACUGGCUCAUGAUGAGGCCCCUUCAAAGAAGAAAAAAGAAGAAGUGGAUCCAAUCCUUACUCGCACAGGUGGUGCAUAUAUUCCACCUGCCAAGCUCAGGAUGAUGCAAGAGCAAAUCACUGAUAAAAAUAGCUUGGCAUAUCAGAGGAUGAGUUGGGAAGCCUUGAAGAAGUCGAUCAAUGGUCUUGUCAAUAAAGUGAACGUUUCUAAUAUAGAAAACAUCAUUCAUGAGCUGCUUCAGGAAAAUAUUGUUAGGGGAAGGGGAUUGCUGUCUAGAUCCAUUUUGCAAGCUCAGAGUGCCUCUCCGAUUUUUACUCAUGUUUAUGCAGCUCUUGUGGCAAUUAUCAAUUCAAAGUUUCCAAAUAUUGGUGAAUUGAUUCUCAAGAGAUUGAUACUAAAUUUUCGCAAAGGAUAUCGCAGAAAUGACAAGCAACUCUGUCUAACAUCUUCUAAAUUUGUCGCACAUUUGAUGAAUCAGAAUGUGGCUCAUGAGGUUUUAUGUUUGGAAAUGCUCACUUUGCUCCUUGAAAGGCCUACUGAUGACAGUAUUGAAGUAGCAAUCGGAUUUAUUAAAGAAAGUGGGCUCAAAUUAACAGAAGUUUCUCCUAGAGGUAUUAAUGCGAUCUUUGACCGUCUUCGACACAUUCUGCAUGAAUCUAAAAUUGAUAUGCGUGUUCAGUAUAUGAUAGAAGUCAUGUUUGCUGUACGGAAGGAUGGCUUCAAGGAUCAUCCAAUUAUUCCAGAGGGAUUAGACCUAGUCGAAGAGGAGGAUCAGUUUACUCAUAUGUUGCCAUUAGAAGAUGACUACAACCCAGAGGAUGUUCUUAAUGUUUUCAAGAUGGAUCCGAACUUUAUGGAAAAUGAGGAGAAAUACAAAACACUGAAGAAAGAAAUUCUUGAUGAAGGUGACAGUGAAUCUGAAGGAGAUCAAGAAGCUGGAAGUAGCGAGGAAGAUGAAGAAGAAGAUGAAGAAGAGGAUGAAGAUGGCCAGAAAGUUACUGUUCAUGACAAAACAGAAAUUAACCUGGUCUCCUUCCGUCGUACAAUUUAUCUUGCUAUUCAGUCAAGCUUAGACUUUGAAGAAUGUGCUCACAAACUGCUGAAGAUGGACUUUCCUGAAAGUCAGACUAAAGAACUCUGCAAUAUGAUACUUGACUGCUGUGCUCAGCAAAGAACAUACGAGAAAUUCUUCGGGUUACUGGCUGGGCGUUUCUGCAUGUUAAAAAAAGAAUACAUGGAAUCCUUCGAAGCUAUUUUCAAAGAACAGUAUGAUACCAUUCAUCGUUUGGAAACGAACAAACUGAGAAAUGUUGCCAAGAUGUUUGCUCAUCUACUAUACACUGAUUCAAUUCCCUGGAGUGUCCUUGAAUGUAUAAUACUGAGUGAAGAAACUACCACGUCCUCCAGUAGAAUUUUUGUCAAAAUAUUCUUUCAGGAACUCAGUGAAUAUAUGGGACUUCCUAAUUUAAAUGCAAGAUUAAAAGAUGAGACACUGCAGCCGUUCUUUGAGGGAUUAAUGCCUCGGGAUAACCCAAGAAACACUCGCUUUGCCAUCAAUUUCUUCACCUCCAUUGGCCUUGGAGGACUAACGGAUGAAUUACGGGAGCAUCUUAAAAAUGCACCAAAGUUGAUUAUGACACAGAAGCAAAAUGUUGAGUCAUCGGAUUCCUCUUCAUCUUCAGAGACAGAUUCUUCCUCGGAUUCUGAUUCUGAUAGCAGCAGUACUAGCUCAGAGUCAUCCAGCAGCAGUGACUCCUCAUCUAGCAGUGACAGCAGCAGUGACUCAGAUGUUUCUAAAACCAGAAGAAGGAGAAUGCAGAAGAAAAAUAGAGAAUCCAGUAAAGUUUCCAGGAAAAAGCAAGAAAGGAAAAGGAAAUCCAUUGAAAAGAAAAUGGGAAGGAGGCGUCAAGAGGAAAGAACUGAUACUGAGAGCAAAUCAGAAAGAAAUCACCGACAUUUAAGAGAAUCACACAGAGAUGAUGUGUCUAAAUAUCAUCACAGAGAUGAGUCCAAUGGCAGAGAUGGUUACCAUAGUGGAAAAGAUAAGAACCAUGACAGAACUAAGGAUCUAGAAAAUAAACACAGUAAUUCAAAAGUUAAGAAAGCAGACAGAAGAUCUUCUUUGUCUGAUGAUGAAAAUUACAGACACUGGAGCAAAGAUCAUGGACAUCGCAGCAGAAAAAGAGAAAGAUCAAAAUCCAGAGAGAGAGAACGUGACCAUUCCAGUCCGAGGGAGGAGCAACAAGAGGACUGGUACAGAAAUGGUUCGGAGAAACACCGGGAGAAAUACAGCCGCUACUCUGACCAGUACAGGGAGUCCAGGGAGAAUGAGGAUAGGGAGCCCAGGGAGAAUGAGGAGAGGGAAUCCAGGAGGAAUGAGGAAAGGGAGCCCCGGAGAAAUGAGGGGAGGGAGCCCAGAAGGAACGAGGAGAGGGAAUCCAAAAGGAACGAGGAGAGGGAGCCCAGGAGUAAAUGAGGAGAGGGAAUCCAGAAGGAAUGAGGAGAGGGAGCCCAGGAGAAAUGAGGAGAGGGAAUCCAGAAGGAAUGAGGAGAGGGAGCCCAGGAGAAACGAGGAGAGGGAAUCCAGAAGGAAUGAGGAGAGGGA
Messenger RNA from Myiozetetes cayanensis, 3161 nucleotides. RefSeq names its product CWC22 spliceosome associated protein homolog (gene CWC22). Gene Ontology annotation, cellular component: catalytic step 2 spliceosome. The record is from RefSeq and is a predicted model, not a curated record. The coding region runs from base 216 to 3032 and encodes 938 amino acids. Gene Ontology annotation, molecular function: RNA binding; protein binding. Lineage: Eukaryota; Metazoa; Chordata; Aves; Passeriformes; Tyrannidae. The transcript is spliced from 20 exons. Gene Ontology annotation, biological process: mRNA splicing, via spliceosome.